AUGUCAUUCAAGUGUGUCGUCCUCGCAUGUCUGGUGGCUGCUACCAGCGCUGGCUUAAUCCCAGCUGCACCACUGUCAUAUGCCACAGGCCCUGUGGUACACACCGCCCCCUUAGUUCACAGCGCACCUGUUGCCUACGCUGCCCCCAUCGCCAAGGUUGUCGUUGAAGAGUAUGACUCACAUCCACGGUACAGUUUCGCCUACAACGUACAAGAUGGUCUUACCGGAGACUCCAAAACUCAGCAUGAAACUCGUGACGGCGAUGUCGUUAAGGGCUCCUAUUCAGUCGUCGACCCCGAUGGUACUAAGCGCACUGUCGACUACACCUCUGACCCCCACAAUGGUUUCAACGCAGUCGUGCGAAAAGAAGCCCUCGGUGUGAAGGUGGCCGCCGUUGCUCCCGUAGCCAAAAUCGCUGCUCCAGUCGCCUACGCCGCCCCCAUUGUUCAUGCGACACCUAUUGCUAAGAUCGCCGCCCCAGCUUACGCCUACUCUGCUCCCAUCUACCACCACUGA
This is a messenger RNA of Parnassius apollo (apollo), 516 nucleotides long. The record is from the annotation of a GenBank genome assembly. Lineage: Eukaryota; Metazoa; Arthropoda; Insecta; Lepidoptera; Papilionidae.